Molecule: messenger RNA, 1304 nt
Organism: Aplosporella prunicola CBS 121167
Lineage: Eukaryota; Fungi; Ascomycota; Dothideomycetes; Botryosphaeriales; Aplosporellaceae
Exons: 3
Coding region: 465-1040 (191 amino acids)
Biological process (GO): formation of translation preinitiation complex
Molecular function (GO): RNA binding
Source: RefSeq, a predicted model, not a curated record
GACUGUGGUGUGUGGGUUUGGUGCAUGAAGUGUCUCAUAGAUUAAGCAAACUGGUGUGUUUUGUUGAAGUGGUGAUGAUGGCGGAUUUGAAAGGUGAAAUGCACCAUUAGAGACAGCGUGCGGCGUGAAAGGAAAGAAAAACAGCUCUCUCUUAUCAAUGACCGACAGCCUAACCCAACACCGUGACACUGACAGCUGCCAGUCUCGUGCGUGUGUACCUGAGUACCUAGAUAAAUAUAUCCGAUAGCAACGACGUGCCCCACGCGGCGGCCAGACACGACCACCCCGCCAAAAAGCCAAGCGCGGGACGUCAGAACAUCGAAGGGAACGUGGGGCUUUGCCGCCCGGCCACCGAUCUUCGCAUCCACACCUAGCCCGACGACCCCUCCUCUCUCCCACUUUCCACCUUUCUCGCAGCCCCGCCUACCUACAACCAGGACCCGCGAGACCGCGACACCGCAGCCAUGUUCAAGAAGGAUAUCCAUGCCGGCGCGAAGACAAAGGUCAAGUCGUCGGUGCAGCGCGGCAUCCGCGCCAAGGUCGUCGAGACGUACCCGCUGCUGGAGCCGUACAUCGACACGAUAAUACCGAAGAAGGACCAGAUGGACCUGGUGAAGCUCCCCGACCGCGUCUCCCUCUACACCCUCGCCGGGACGCCCCUCUUCUUCCAACACAUGGACGACCCAUUGCUGCCGCACCUGACCCUCGUGCACAAAUACAGCGCCUGCUUCCCGCGCAUCCGGAUCGACCGCGGCGCGAUCCGGUUCGUGCUGUCCGGGGCCUCGCUGAUGGCACCGGGGCUCACGUCCCCGGGGGGUCGGCUGCCCGCCAGCGGAAACGCCGCCGACGACGAGGCGUAUGGCGCGCAGGACCUGCCUGCGGGGUCGGUUGUCGUGGUUGAGGCUGAGGGCAAGGAACAUGCUUGCUUGGUGGGUGUGCUGAAGAUGGGGACGAAGGAUAUGAAGGAGAAGAAGAAGGGCGUGGCCAUGGAGGCGGGGCAUUAUUUGGGCGAUGGGCUGUGGAAUAUGCAUUUGGAGUGAGUAGGUGGGGGAGUGGCAGAGGCGGACUGGAUGCGCGGUGCUGUUGUUGUUGUGGCUGGGCUGAAGGGGACGCACGUCAGUCACACAGAGGCCAGACAGACAUGCGCGCAGACACGGAGUGGGAUACCUAGGCGGAGAGGCGGCCACGCACCACAGACACAGACGGAUGAAUGAAUGCACGCAUCUAUAGCUCGGAGGGUAGUUACAUCUCACUCAUCCAUCCGAGAAAACUGCUGCUGCUGCAGCAACAACAGGAGAAGAAAA